Aureobasidium pullulans EXF-150 is the source of this 1569-nucleotide messenger RNA. RefSeq lists its product as uncharacterized. The transcript has 3 exons. Lineage: Eukaryota; Fungi; Ascomycota; Dothideomycetes; Dothideales; Saccotheciaceae. The coding region runs from base 307 to 1542 and encodes 411 amino acids. The record is from RefSeq and is a predicted model, not a curated record.
GCCCAGGCGGAAGGGCAAGAAGGGUGAUCCGUAGCGAGGCGCCAAAGUGCCGAGUCUAUGCACUGCCGUUCGAUGGUCAUCGCAUGUGUGCUAGAAGAACAAGGUAAAGUGGUGUGUGGUGUCUAUCAUUCCUUCAUCUUGGGUUACUCUGCUUGAGACGAAUUAUUUGUGGGCUCCUUUCACUCGCCAAUUUUCCUAUACCGUAACACUACCGGUGACCUUCAUAUACCUUCUUUUGUUCCCUCUGUCCUCACUCUCAGCCCUACCUGUACUUGUCAUAUGUCUCAGAUCUAGGAGAGUCGAAGCAUGCCCACUGACGAAUCAGGGCUGGUCCAUCAUCUUGGAUAUGCGGAUUCCCUAAAUGUCGCCAUCAGCAUCUGCCUGACAUAUACGCUGAUCUUUACCUGUGUUCGAAUACAUCUGCGGAGAAGCAGCUUCGGUGCUGAUGAUGUCGUCGUUAUCUUUGCUACCAUUGCCGCCAUGGUACAUUUCGCAACAUCAUAUGCAUGUCUCACAGCUGGUCUGGGGAAGCCAUAUGAUAUGAUCAGGAACAACAUUAGUCAAUUGAGCUCUACUGCAGUAGCAAGUGCAGUCACUUUCAUUCUCGCCCUAUACAUCGCGAAGAUCGCCGCCCUGGUCUUCCUCAUGCGCAUCCAAUCAAAAACUCGCAAUCCACGCCUUCACGUCGUCUUGAUAGCUCUAUACUCUAUCCUUGGAAUUGCCAGCGCCAUCAUUGUAUCAGCAGGUUGUCCUUCAUCCUCAGGCUACUACUGGAACAUCGCCGGAAACAUCGACUCCUGCCCUGGCGAGGAAGCCAGAUGGCAAGUCAUGACAGCAUUGGAUGUAAUUUCCGAAAUUAUUCUGCUGGUCCUUCCCGUCCAUCUAGUCUGGUCUCUACAGAUGCCACAGAAGCGUAAACUCAUGAUCGUGAUAACCUUCUGGACACGCCUUCCCACGAUCCCCCUCUCCAUAAUCCGCCAAACCUACACCUCUCACCUCGCCUCUUCUUCUUCCCCUCAACCCGUUGAUAUAUCCCUCGCGAGCACUUUGGUAACAAUCCUCAUGGCCAUCGAAUUAACCUACGCCUUGAUAUCCUGCACCCUCACGACCUCCAAAAAUUUCACCGAUGGCUUUAGCACUGGCUUCGGAAUGGGUCAUAUGCCCGGCGCCGCUGAGUCAUAUAAUCUAUCUGCUGUGGGGGGGAGUAGUGGUGGUGGUGGGACUGGGACUGGGAUCAAAGGGGGUUAUAGGAGUCAGAUGACUACAGGGGCAACGGGGACAGGGACGGGGACGGGACAUAGGUUUCAUGUCAAGACGCCUAGUUUUGAUGAUGAAGAGGUGGAAGAGGGGCCAUUGCGAUUGAGGCAAGGUGGGGAAGGGAGGACGACUGUCGCUGUGGGGGGAGGUAACAGGUAUUGGGGUGAAGGGGAGAGUGUGAGUGAUGGUGGUCAUGAUGAUUUGGGUAUCGUCAGGCAUACGGAAUAUAUCGUUUCACAUGAUGAGGCGCCGAUAUUGGGGAAACAUAGUAUGGAGAGGUUAUAAGAAGAGAUAGAAGUAUGGUAGAGGAGA